GAGUGGUGGAGGGUGUCUGGCCAGCCUCUCGGAGCCCAGCCGCCCCGCAGGCCGGGGGGGAGGGAGCCACGCGGCGAAUCGGCCCGCCCCCCGCCCCUCCCCUCCCCCUGAGCCCCGGAGCCUCGAUGGUGCGCUGCGGCCAGCGGUGCGCCACCCAGUGAGGCGCCCGCCCGCCCGCCCGCGGGAGCUGCCGGGGUGGCGGGGGCGAAGGUGGGGACCCGCGCGCAGAGGGCGGGCGCCGCUCGCUGCUCCAGGCUCCAGGCCCGGUCCCAGCCCGCGGCCGCCCCGCCGCCCAGCCCUUGUCCCCUCCCGCGGGCGCGGGGGGCGCCGGGGCGCCGGGCGGGCGGAGGCGCGCUGCCGCCGGCGGCUGGCUGGAUGCGGGACCUGCGCGCACUUGGCUGCGGACCGCGGCUCCGGACGCGCGGAAGCCCAGCGCGCUGGCAUGGCCUCCAACUUUAACGACAUCGUCAAGCAGGGCUACGUGAAGAUCCGCAGCAGGAAGCUGGGGAUUUUCAGACGAUGCUGGUUGGUUUUCAAAAAGGCUUCCAGUAAAGGACCCAGAAGGCUAGAAAAAUUUCCAGACGAAAAGGCAGCAUAUUUCAGAAACUUCCAUAAAGUAACUGAACUGCACAACAUCAAAAACAUAACCAGGCUGCCUCGAGAAACGAAGAAGCAUGCCGUGGCAAUUAUCUUUCACGAUGAAACCUCCAAGACAUUUGCCUGCGAGUCAGAGCUGGAGGCUGAGGAGUGGUGCAAGCAUCUCUGUAUGGAGUGUCUGGGGACCAGGCUGAAUGACAUCAGCCUUGGGGAACCUGACCUUCUGGCAGCAGGAGUGCAACGAGAACAGAAUGAGCGGUUCAAUGUGUACCUGAUGCCUACACCAAAUCUGGAUAUUUACGGCGAAUGCACAAUGCAGAUCACUCAUGAGAAUAUCUAUCUCUGGGAUAUCCACAACGCCAAGGUCAAACUGGUGAUGUGGCCUCUCAGCUCCCUGAGGAGAUACGGGCGGGACUCCACGUGGUUCACCUUUGAAUCAGGAAGAAUGUGUGACACGGGUGAAGGACUAUUCACUUUUCAAACAAGGGAAGGAGAAAUGAUCUAUCAGAAGGUCCAUUCUGCAACACUUGCCAUAGCUGAGCAACAUGAAAGAUUAAUGCUAGAAAUGGAGCAGAAGGCCCGGCUUCAGACAAGCUUGACUGAGCCAAUGACAUUAUCCAAAUCAAUAUCUCUUCCUCGUAGCGCGUACUGGCAUCACAUCACCCGUCAGAACAGCGUUGGUGAGAUCUACAGUUUGCAAGGUCACGGGUUUGGUUCCUCAAAGAUGUCGCGCGCACAGACCUUUCCCAGCUACGCCCCAGAGCAGAGCGAAGAGACUCAGCAGACCUUGUCCCGGUCCAGCAGCUAUGGAUUCAGCUACAGCUCCAGCCUCAUCCAAUGACACACAGAGAAUCACUGCUGACCAGAGAGACAGUCUGUCCCGGACCUGCUUGUGGGGUCAUUGCGCCCUCUGCCUCCUGGAAGACCAAUUGCAGUAGAAAUUGAAAUGGGUUGGGUCUAGCCCCAAUCCCAGUGGAAGUUUCAAAACUGGAGUUCUGCUUCCUUGAUUCCGUGGCUAAGUUCUUUAUUUAUUGAAUUUCUUGGGGGGGGGGGGGGGGGGGGGGGGUAUCUGUGUUUAACAAAAAUAGAAUCCCAAUCGUACGAACAGUCUUUAACUACAAUUCUUUGGGUCUGAUAGUAGCAGCAGCCUGGGCAACCAUGAGCAUUGCCCAACAGGGUUGUACCUGAUUGGUGUCCUCAUGGCUUUGUCCUCCCGUCUGAUGACCAGGGCCGGUCCUUAGACAUAAAGGUCACUCACCACAAGCUGUGUGGCUUGGAAGGUUUUGACAGGGACAAAUCCAAUAUAAGCUCUACAAAUGGCAUCAUAACUCGCCAUAGAAAUAAGCCCAGUGACAAUUAAGGGAACAGGAAAUUUAGAACACACAAUCGAUUAAGCAGAGCCUUGUAGCUCUACUUGUGUGUGUGUGUGUGUGUGUGUGUGUGUGUGUGUGUGUAGACAAAUAGAGAUAUGGAUUUUGCUACAUCCAUCUAUAUUUAACAAGUAUUAUCAAAUGUGUGCUGAGGGUGAUAGGUCAUGCUCACUUAAAUCGUAGAAAACUGUCAUUUGGUGCAUUCAAGUUAAAGAUUGUUAUGCUGAACAGCUGUUUUUAAGACAGUGCUGUAAUAAAAAAAUUAAAAAAAAGCCCUCUUAUUAGCAAAAGUGUUCAUAUAGUCAAGUCUGCUCCUAUGACAACUCUGAGAGUGUGAGAAGGGGAAAUGCUUUGGAAGCAGAACCAGUCUAGCUGUCCUACGCCUCACGUCACCGCGCUGUCUUUCUGGUUAGCGUUGCCUUCUCGGUGACAGUGUCUCUCUCCCUUUGGGCGUGAUCACCAGCCAGCUUCCAUUUAAUCUAAGUGAGAAAAUGUUUAAGUAAGUGAUUAAAAUACCCUUAAAAAGAACUGGUCUAUUUUGCAGUCAGGAGUCCAACAGGCACAGGAUUGUAGAUGUUUGACACCUCACACACUCUUCUCAGACAGCCAUCAGGGAUUCGCCUUUUACUGUGUGACCAGGACUUGCUGGGCUUUCCUUUCCUUUUCCUGGGUCUGGGUUGGCUGGGACUAUGAGAAAAUAGAGUAAAUAUAAUUGUUUUUUUUAUCCUUCACACUAAUGAUGAAUUUUCAAGGUUUAAAAGGAAUUGGUGGUUUCCAUGUGGAUUGAGGAAAUUUGGCUAAUUCAGGUCAACAUAGGUAGUUUUGCCCUCAAUUGUGGCAUUCAGUCGAAUGAAAAUAAAGAUGAUCCUGCCUGAUUAUCUGAUGCUACAUGCUUGAGAUGGUCAGCUCACAAAUCCCCUAGGAGGAAUAGAAAUAGCAGGGAGCCCAGGCCAUGUAAGAUGAAGACCAGAUUUUUCUUUUCUAAUAGCAAAAUAUUUUAAACUAUCAAAGUUAGUCUGUUGGAAGGAUACCUGUUUUGCUGAUUAGAAGUAAGGUUUGUUUUUCAUCCCUAUCCAUAGCUUGAAUGUGGAUUGGCAGUUCCUUCCAGAGGAUUCCUGCAGCAUUAAAGGUUCUGGGUCCCUCCUUGAUCAAUUCGCAUUUAUAGCAACCACCUAGACCUUCCGCAUCUCAGAAAUGUGAAAACCCCAUCAAGAUGUUAAUCAUAAGACUUAAUGUGGCUGUGAAAAAUAAUUAUCCUAAGCUUUAAGGAAUAAAAAGAAAAUUGCUCAAAUGCUCUGCACUGUGAAUUUUGCUGACACAUCAGAAGAGCAGGUGACUGGUUCCUGACAAUGAUAGAGCCUUCCCUGAAGUUCCAGCUUUCAGAGUUAGGCACCUCUAAAUUCCUUCAGCACAGGGCAUUUGCUUUUGAAAUGCCCUUAGUGGAACUGACCAGAGCAACUCCCAGCUGAGACCAUUUGAGCACAGUUCCUAGUGGGGUCCCACUCGGAGCAAGACUCACUCAGUCGAGCUGUUGCUUAGAGACCACAAGGGACUUAUGGGGGAAAGCCCUCAGGGGUCCUGGUUCAUGUCUCAGUUUUAGUAAUGUGCCCGGAGCACAGACACCGGGUCCAGGGAGGUGGAUUCUCUAAUUAGAUGAGACUGCUCUUGUGUCUAUUGGGUGGGAGACAUAAUAUCUGCAUGAAGUUAGUAAAAAACACUAUUUUCUUGUGAUCAUUUCCAGUGAGCAUAACUGACAGGGUACCAGGAAUCAGGAAAAAUCUUGGGCCAGUUCAUUCUGAAAAUCAUGUCAUAAAAAGUCUGUGAGACAGAAAUUUCCUCCUCAUGUCUUUAUCCAAUCUCAUUGCAAUGAUAAUAAGGCCAUAAAAUAUCUCCUGGGACAUUUUGGGGGGAUGUAUUCUAUCCUCUAACUAUGCUUCCAAUUGUAGCUAAGUCAAAACUACUAAAUGAACAGAUAGGAGAAUUUAUAUUAACCUAACAUACUUGACAUAAGGCAGUGCGCAUUGCAAUAAAAAUGACAAGCUGAUAAAUCUUCUACAAAAACCAAAGAUGAAGAAUUACUGAACCCGUCUUCUGGACCUUCAUGAAAUCAGUUCCACUGGAGCAACUGGAGUGGUCAUAGGCAUGUAUUCAACUCACUUGAGUUUAUAGGCUUUUGACUGAAGAUGCUUCUACACUUUGCAAAUCAUUUUUUUUUUCUCCCUCCAGAAAUAGUAUUAUAUCUUUAACAUACAUGUGACUUUGUCAUUGUGAGGGAGCGACUUGCUAUGAACCAAAGAUAUCUUUUGGCUCCUUCCAAAAGUGACUCCUGCUGGGACUCCUCUAGAAGGAGAAGGUGAAUGACGAGGGGCACAGUUUCCAUAUCGGGUGGGAAGAGAGUGAUGAUGACAGAACCCAACAUAAGUCAUAAAGGUUCUUCUGAGAGCAAAGAAAACCUGGUUAUGUGAAGGGAUUCAUUUUUUUAUGUCCCGUUUUUUCUUCCAAUAAUAUUAAUUGUUGUAUUAAUACACGUGACAUUAUAUUUAAAAUGCAAAAAAGUACAAAAUAACUUUAACCCAAUAGCUUCCUAUUCUGAUGGGGACAAAAAAACACAACUUUUUUUUUUUUAUUCCUUAAGUGAAUAGUAGGCUCUCAGAACUAAUUUAUUUAUGCAGGUUGCAAAUAUUUAUAAUUCAAUAGGUUCUGGCCACUGCCACAAUUUGAACUUAAUGAAAUAAGAAAUAUAUAUUUACUUAUUUAUUAGGGAAGAUGCAGUUUGGUAGAGCAUGUGAAAUAAAGUGAAAUGUAUUUAUUAAAAGUAAAUCUCACCCUUUUCAUCAAGUAAUGACUAGAGUAGACUUAACAUCUUGUACAAUUUUUCUCCAUCUUCAUUGGGCAAUUAUGUUUCAAAAUUAUUUAUCACCUAUAAAAUUGUCAACCAGUUAUAUUUUCUGUCCAAUAUAAAAACAGUGAACUGAUAAAUAACUCUACACUGUUAGCAGUUUCUAUGGAUUCACGUUAUUGCAUGUGCUAUCUUUGUAGUAAAUAUUAAAACACAUCCUAAAAAUUGAUGUCUGCCCCUCAUUCUUUGGCCAAUAUCUCAGAAAACAUUGUAAAAGAGCAUGAGUAUCCUAUUCUCUAGAUUAUUUGAGCCCCUUCCUAAAAUGGACCAUUAGCGAUACAGUGAAAACAAACUAAGCCGAUUAUAGUCUUAUGAAAAUAUUGUAGGCCAGUUUUGAUUAUUAUAACACAGCCCAAUAAAUAGGCAAUGCACAUUAAAUUGGGGCUGAGCCUAAAGACCUUUAACAUAACAUGUUAUAACAAAUACUAUACUAAUAACUGCUCAAAGUGAAAAGUAUACAUUUUUCUCCAAUUCUAUUAACAUAUAAUGUCUGUCCAUAUCUUGCAAUUUCAAAUUACUUAACCAAUAAUUAACUAUACUUUAAAAUCCCCAAACCUUGGUCUUCUCAAGAUAGAUAAAAAUCUGCCUACUGGACAUGCAUUAAUAAUUACAAUAAUAGUUGAUAAUGCCACACCAAGGAAGUUCUAGCCAGUGAAAUUUAUGGAGCGCAAUUUCCAAAGGAGAGGGUUGAGAAGGAAAAUGUGAACCAGUCAGGAGGGCAACAGUUUAGACAAGAUCAUAACGACUCCAAUGAACUGUCUAGCGUCACACUCAGAUUUACUUUCUUAACAUUCUAACCUCAGUUCCAUGUCCGAGACAUGGCCUUCUUUACUAGUUUCUCUGAGUACAAAGUAUGCAAGACAUCAGUUGUAUCAGUAUUGACAUUACCGCACAAAGACAACCCAUGACCAACAAGUGUGCUUCCUUUAGGAGAGUGAAAAUUAUUAAACACCAAAGAACAUGUAGCAGAAUCCCUGUGGUCCAAUGUCUCUUCAGUCACACGAGGAUCGUUCUUGUAGAGUCAACCUCGUUUGCAUUUCAAUGUGAAGAUACAUUAUCAGUGAGACAGGCUGGGGGCUGAACACAUCAGAAAAGAGGCACAGCCCAUGGGUGCAUUUCUCUACAAAUGUACCUGAAAGCUUAACCCACAUUUGGUACUACAAAUCCUUCCUUUCUUAUUGAAGAAUGUGAAUCUUUGUGGAUCAUUUCUAUAACUUAUUACAACUAGACAAGGCAUUAGGUAGUUUAGAGACUUUCGUGGAAGUAUCCUGAGAUUUGGGGCACAUUUUCUAGAUAGGUGGAAUGCUAGCUCGCUCUGGAGAGGAGCAUGUAGAAUAAAAGUCCUGUUUUUAUGUACCCCUCAGGAGAAAAACCAAAACCCAUAGAUGUAAUUUAUUCAAAGACAAAAAAAAAUAGUCAGGGAUAGGGUCACCUAGCAGGCUCAUAGGAAUGUUUCCUUGGCUACAUCUCAACUCCCAGGGAUGCGUAGUGAGAACUGAGAAAUGCCACAUGGCUUAUAAGUGAACAGGCCCUUGUACAUGUAAGUGUUUUUCCCAAAUUUGUCAGAUGUUUCUAACUCUUCCUGGACCCAUCACCAACUAUAUCAAUAGAGAGGCUUUCUGAGGCAAUUAUUAGACUUGUAGGUCAUGGAUGAUUGGUAUAAGUAUUACUAUUCUUAUACUGUCAUCCAGUUCUUUGUUGGAAAUUUAGACUUACUUUUUCUAAAGUGAUGGUCAAACUAUAAAAAAAAUUAAGUGUUUAUGUUUUGCAUUCCUACUAAUUCAUUGCAUUGUGACUGUGAUUAUUACUUUGGGGAUUUUCAUUACACUGUAGCACUUUGGUUUAAUUAUUUAUGACAUUUGUCACAACUCCGUUAAAGAAUUGAUAAUAUCAGGGCUACAUAUUUUCAUAUGAGUUACAAAAGCUUCCAUUUUCAAUUGAAAUUUGGGAAAUUGUUUUUGGUUUUGUUUUGUUUUACUUUAAAAUAUCUUACACAUCAAGCUUUUUCUUAUACUCUUACAUAGGCAAUUAUUUGAAUUAAUUGAACUUUAGAUAAAUUAGAAAUAAGUUAAAAUUACUAAAUAAUAUGAAAGCCACUUUUUAUGUGAGAUUUUCAUACACUUUUCUUAGUUUUUAACAUCUUGUAAACAUUUUAAAGAAUGGAAAAAUAUACUUGUAAUAGGAAUAUGUCAACUUCUUUCUAAUAAUUUCAUUUAAUACAUUUUGAUUUUGCUUUACUUUCUAUGCCUGCUACCUUCGUCCAUAUUCCAUAUUCUGAACUUAUUUUAUUAGUUGAUACAAUUAACUUUCUCAGUCUGUUCUCUGUUUUGUGUGUUGUUGGUUUUUGGGUUUUUGGGGUUUUUUUUUGUGUGUGGGGGGGGGUUUUUUUGUUUGUUUGUUUGUUUUUUGUGUGUGUGUGUGUGUAUUUUAUUAUUUUAAACUUAAGAAAAAUAUCAAAUUAACCCACUUUGUAGACACAGAAUUGUGGCCCAAAUGAAGCAAGAUCUCCACCCUGACCCUGCUCACCUCGGUAUCUGAUUUGCUGUCCUUAUUCACCCAAGUGACCCACAGCCUCAUAAGAGUUGCUAAUUUUAAGAAAUCCAAAAUGUGAAGCCCCAACUUCAGGGAAAGAAGAUUGAGAUAAUGGUUUUCUCUUGAAGAAAACCUUGUGAAAGGGUUUUUAUGUUUUUUUCAACAUCAUUAACUGCUUGACAGAGGGGUUGAAAGACAGGGAAAGAUGGAGAAUGAAACAAUUGCAGUAUCUUGAUAUUUAAUAUAAAUCAGAAGUGAACAUGAUGUGGGUCCAUAUGAAAUCAUUUGAUUAAUGGAAUGCAGAUUUACAUGUCUAGUGCAUAAUUCAAGGAAUAAUGCCUAUUCUUAUUGAAAAUAUAUAUAUGUCAGUGAGUGAAAUGGAGAAAAAGAAGCUCCCAAUUUUUGUGAAUACCUGAAAUGGAGAAUAGAGAUUCUUUCAAGUUCUAAGACACCGUGUUCUUUUAGUGAUAGCCAGCAGUGUAUAAAUCACAGCAACACUUAAGUCUUUACCCUCACAACGAAUGAGCUGAAAGCCAGUAUCAUCUUGGCUGCAGAUGACAGAAUACCUCACCCAGUACCAUCUUUACACAAACCCUAACACACUCAUGUACACAGACACAUUUUUUUACUUUGACCUACUUUCUAUGUGCCCCUACACUUAUCUUUUGGGGUCCACACAGAAAUAUUCCAUCUUGCAAAAUCCUUAUCCAUAUGAAUCUUCAAAAUGUAUUAAAUUAUGUGUUGUAUGUUUGCUUCCUGAAAAAUUCUUUUAAAUCAAUUUAUAUAUACUUUGUGAAGUCCUAUACUGUAUUUUAUAGAAGGAUAGCAUUUGUCCUUCCUUAAAUAGAAUGUUUAUGAUCAUUUUGAUAAAAAUAAUUGUGGACACUACACCUUUGUCAAGAAACAAAAUAACCAUCACAAAUUUGCUUCUUUUCCAAAAUAUAUGAUUUGAUAUACUUCCUUUUCAAUAAUAAUUGAUUCCAGAUAAUAGUUUGGGGACAUCUGUACUUAAAUACUAGAUGAGCCACCUUUUGCGAUGAAAUGCAAAGGAAUAUUGUCCUAGAAACUAAAUAAAAUUUCUGGCAGGACAGAAAAUAUUAUAAUAAUGAGGCAAUAAUUAAAUUAUUUUUAAAUCUAUCUGUGUGAUUUUUCCCCUCCUUGGUAAAAAUAGUACAUAGUUCAAGAAUUACCCUCUUCCAAAUUUCUAGUUUCUAUAUUACAGUCUUCAGUAGAUAAAUUAUUAUUAUUAAUGUCUUACUCGACACCAUAAGAAAUCCACAAAUGAGAUUGCUACCCAGGAGGAUCAUUUAUAGUUGUGCAAUAUUAAAAUUUCCUCCAUCACUUAAAAAAAAAAAAAAAGGUAAAGUGGUCCAAAGAUAUUGCUUUCCACUACACGUUUGCAUGAUUGAGAUUUGAACAUGAAAAUUGCUGGUUUUUACCCAGGAGUUACUGUUGUUAGCACUGUAAUAUAUGAUCUUCUUACAUUUUUUGUUUUCAUGUGAUGAACUGUAACUAUGUAAUUAAACAUAAUUCUGACAAUCAUAUUCUUUGAACCUUUAAAAUGUCACUUAUUCCUUUAUUUAUUGGCUUGCUAUUUUCAAAAUAAAAUAAAAGAGGCCCUUUAUUAAA
Molecule: messenger RNA, 9027 nt
Organism: Pipistrellus kuhlii (Kuhl's pipistrelle)
Lineage: Eukaryota; Metazoa; Chordata; Mammalia; Chiroptera; Vespertilionidae
Gene: DOK6
Product: docking protein 6
Exons: 8
Coding region: 443-1438 (331 amino acids)
Biological process (GO): positive regulation of MAPK cascade; cell surface receptor protein tyrosine kinase signaling pathway
Cellular component (GO): cytoplasm
Source: RefSeq, a predicted model, not a curated record